UCAAGAUCACUCAACAUCCUGCCUUUCUGCCGCGCUUCUUGUCACCACAGAGGAUGUCCUCAUCAAUCAGCUCGUCCAGCGAUGUUGAGGCUAUCCUCAAGUCCAAGCGGGAGCUGCAGGAGAAGCCCACAAACGACGUCCUCCAGCCUGUCUAUCGCUUUCUUGUACCUCAGGUCGACGGGGGCUCGACCUCAACCACUACCCAUGAGGAUCACUGGUACUGCAGCAAAGCGGUAUCUCCGCUUCACCGUGAAGCAGCUACGUAUCUGAUAUUCCUGUUCGCUUUCCAGCGGCAAGGAACCUCCAAGUUGUGGGUGGAGAAGGUGGAGAUGAUACUCGAGUCUUGCGAGCAGUGUGCUAGGGGAUUUGGGGCCGCACGAAGGCGCAUGGAAUCAAAGUACCUGUCCGACUGGCCGUUGCAUGUCAGAAAGAAUUUCUUCGGUGCUGUAGAUCGUUGGCAGAGCGGCUUCAUCGCCGCCCAAGUCAAGAAAGCUACCGACCCAGCUUAUGGAAAGGAACCACCCACCGGCCCUUCUUUGUAUGCUCUUGGCAGGCCAGCUUUACAGGUACUCAUGGGAGAGCCUUCUCUACUGUCCCACAGCAAUAUUGUGCCCCUCAUCGACGACGCCUUGUCAACACCUCCUCCGGCUUCUCUUAGUGCACUUGGAAUGACCCCAGUCCAUGCGCGUCUCCUGUCAUCCACGGAGGUAUCGAAGCGCGAAUGGUGUCUGGCGCUAUUGCCUGCAGCUGCCCGGCGGCCGCUGUCCUUCACCGAAUGGUGCUCCCUGGGUAUAGGGAGUGAAUUGCAAGAUCUCUACAAUGACGGAUCUCUAGAUGGAGAGACGAGAUGGACAGUGAUGAAGACUGUCAUCGAUUCAAAGGUGCUUGAUAAGGAGACGGUCGAGAGAGGUUUACUCAAAGGACAAUUGGAGGACGAGCCUCAUGGGCGAACCGGUAGAGGUUUAAUGCCUGUACUGAGCGGCUUGAUAAGCAGCGAUAUCACAUAUCUAAGUUCGGUCCUGUCGUGUUUUCACUCCUUACUGCAUUCGACGCCCACCCAUCUGAUAUGGGCAUUCGACACAUCCCCUGAUCUCCCACACACCCUGCUUUCCGAACUUCGAGCAAAUCCCGCACUUCAGAGUCUGUUCGAAGCUAGAUUCAAGACCAAAAAUGCCGAGAUCGAAGAUACCGCGCCAUCGUCUGCGGACAAGGGUAAAGGUAAAGCUCGGGAAGAUGGUCCCUUGGACUGGAUGGGCGACUUUUUGCUUUCUGUGCUAGACUCGGAUAAGCAAAGAAGCAGUCCUGCGAAGGGCUCUCUCGCGUUCACUGAAGCCCUGGCGAUUGCCAUGAAUAUGGUCUUCCAAGAGUUUCAGCACCCCAGAUUGCCCGAAGGACUUCGAGCUUUUGCUGCAUACGCUGGUUUUGACGCCCUGAUACGAGUCUAUCAAGCGGUCGGUCCCGGAAAUACUCCCUAUAAUACUGCAAUAUCAUCCGUGCUCGACUUGCACUCCGGCUUCAUCACCACGGUUGCUUUUCGCCCCCAACAUCAAUCUCUUCGCGCCUGGUCCGAGACUCGCUCUGCCGCCCGCGAAGUCUUGAUGACAUUUUUUUCGGCAGAUGCUACUUCAACGAUCAGCAGUGUGAUCGCUUUGGCGAUGAUCAGCUAUGACGAGCGAAAACGCCUACAAAGGAAGAAGAGAGAAAAAUCAGAAAAAGCCCCGCCGCCCAGAUACAUAGACAAGCUUCCUCAGGCUGUCGUGAGAAAAGAUCUCUGGGCUAUGGCGUACGAUGCCUUGUCCCCGACCGACUCGGAGGGGGCGGCUAUACUGCUCAAAUCACUCGUCCCUUUCGCCCAUAUAGAGCUGCUUGAUCGACAAGCUUCGUGGACGCAUCACGGCCUGGAGGAGGUGGUUAAGAAGGAUGACUGGGUCACAGCGAUACGGUCGAUCAAUGCCGCGAUACGGUCCACCCGAGAAUCAUUCCCUCGUGUCAUUGAGUCACUGGCCAGUCAAGCGGAUCCACGCGUUGUUGAAUCACUGUGGAAGAUUGAAGGCAUACCAAAAACGAUGACCAUUCUUCUUCUCUCGCCUGACGAUGAUAUACACACCCCAGUCAUCAGUAUCAUUCAACAGUCCUUUGAAGACGUCGAUGAUAGAGGAGACUGUUUCCGAGCUCUCCUCAAAACAUACCCCAAUGAGACUGUUGAUGGUCUUAGCGAUUUCCUUCGUACCUUCUUUGAAGCGGCCAACGUCACCCCCGAGUCAUGCUCGCUCGCCAAAUGGCUCGUACGAUGCUUCCACGACGUUCUCGAAGUGCUCUGCGGCCCCUCCGAGCUCUCUGUCCCCCUUUUGCAGUCCGACUCAUUCCUCUCGUCCUAUUCGAAUGGCCGGGCUAUGACGAAGCGCCUGGAAGAGCUUUGGCACCUCAUGACCACCUCGCUCGCUCUGAUAUUCAAACGUACCCUUGAUUGGGCGCCGCACUUUGAGAACGAAGUAAUGGUCGAUUGGAUGCGGGAUGCCUUGAUUUUCGGUCGUCAGAUGACGGAUCAUAUCAGGGCCUUUGAGGCUGCUGUUCUUGGUACCAAUGCUAGGUCAAGCGGAACGCUGUCUGAAUCGACGGCGAGGACAAGUUUGGUCGGAAAGAAGAUGACAAAACAAUUGGAGUUGAUCCUGGCUGAUCUGAUCUUGUGGCUGAGGUUGACCGAUGUCGAAACUCUUUUCCAAACACAUCAACUUAUCAAGACCAUCCUCGAUCGAAUCAACAAGACCUCCACUGAUCUAUCCAAGAACCCCACUCUUGAAAGAACCCUCGUUGACAUCGACAAGUUUUGUCGAAAGACCACGAGAAGCUUUACGAGUCGACUUACCGAUGAUUCUCUGUCUGAAUUGUCUGAACUUCUUGAACCUUUCAAUCUCGCCGAAGAUGAGCCCGAGAUACAGUUCGUCAGGGAGACUAAGCCGCCUUCUUCGGGGACCAAAGAUGCCAAACCGGCUGCCCUUCGCAACGCUUUCUCCGAGAUGAUGAAGGCGUCCGGUAGUAAAUCUGCCUCAUCUAGCAGAGCCUCAACACCCUCUGAAAAACGCAAAGAGUCGGCUGGGAAGAGCAAAGACACGGGCGACGAGUUUGAUGAUGAUGACGACUUUUUCGAUCUUCUUUCACCCUCGGAUCUCGAUUUAAUCGAAAAGCGAGCAGUCAUGAAGAACAAAGUCACGCAGACUUCUUCCAAGCUGGGACCCUCAAGUCUCCAAUCCUCUGCUCGAGCCUUGCCACCUUCUCACAAGAUACAUGUCGAUCUGAGGUCAAAGUAUCCUCCGACCAAGCCAACGUCGAGCUCGACAUUCAAAUCAAAAUUUAUGAAAGACCUCCGGAAAGAGCAUGCGGCGUCUAUACACGAGAGGAAGACAGAUUUGGGACAAUCAGCACCGAGGCUGCCCACUGCUUCUGUACUUGGCUCUGGAUUAGGCGCCUAUACCGGCCCGCCGAAAGCUAGAGUCGUUGAGCCUGCUGAUAGCGGCUCAAGCGCCUCUGAAUCAUCCGAUGACGAACGUUCUGCUCUCAAGAAUCUAGCAGCGAAGCAGAAAUCCCCAGCAAGGCCCGCUAGACCAGCACCCGAGAAAAGAUCUAUCAAGGUGCUUGCAGACCCUAUGAAUGAUGUCCUUCGGCGCAAUGAGGAUAGGCGAGCAAAAGCGCACGCAACGAAAAUGCGUCUCAAGCCAGACUACAACCCGCUUUAUCGAUACGUCUUAUCAUGGGAUCCGGAUCACGCCGGUCCCCUCCCCCCGCAUGGUGCGAAAUUCGCUGCUGCGCUGUCUAAGCUGCAGCCUGUGCCCAGCUCUUUUCGAGAUGCGAAACACUAUGAGCAAAUCAUGCUUCCAUUGUAUCUACAGGAGCUUUGGGCGCAGUGUGCCAAAGACCAGGCUCAAACAGGGCCCGCCAUCGAGGCUGAAAUCAUGUCAAGACAAUACGAAGAUGACUUUGUGGAUAUAGAAUUCAUGGUCUCUGGGCGUGGUGAUUUCUGGUGUAACGACUCGGAUCUUGUGACUCUACGGCAGCCGGGUAAUCCCAAAGGUAUUUUCGCCAAAGUCAUGUUUUUCAAAAAACAGAUGAAGGCCUCGAGUAUCAGAGCAAGGAUCAUGGCCUCCAUGGACGUGAAGGAAUUAUGUGGAAAGUCGAAAUGGCAGAUCCGCAAACACUUUUCAUUGGGUACUGCUAUCCGAGAGUUUGGAGCUCUGAAGGGUUUGCCUUGGUACGAGUCAACCUUGUUGACAGAGGCCAUGGCAGGCAGGAGUGCUAGACUGCCACAGCCUUCUUCCAACGACAUCGAGGACGCAAUGCAGUCAUUCGGGUUGAACCAGCCUCAGGCUCGAGCAGUCGUCAGUUCCAUGCAGGGCAAAGGCUUUGCUCUUAUCCAAGGUCCUCCCGGUACUGGUAAGACGAAAACAAUCAGCGGCCUGGUUGGCAAAUGGCUUUCAGAGCGAAGCAUACCCAUCUCUACCAACGGCCAGCCAGUCGUGAAGCCCAAGCUUCUUGUAUGUGCUCCCAGUAACGCUGCCAUCGACGAAGUCUGCAAAAGACUCAUUCUGGGAGUACCAAAUCCCGAAGGAGGCACUUUCUCCCCAAAUAUCGUUCGAGUCGGCAUCGACACUUCAGUCAAUAUUGCUGUCAAAGACGUUUCUCUGGAUAGCUUGGUUGAAGCAAAGAUCAACACCAACUCGAACACUCAAGCCGGCGGCGAUUAUGCGAGAAUACAAGCCGAGCUGGAUGACGUUAAACAGCAAAUUAAGGACAAGCAAGAGGCCAUCAGAUUGGCGGAAGGCCACGAUGAAAAGCGUGGAACGUUGGAGAACGAGUAUCACGCUCUUAUAACGAGACGUACUCAGCUCGGUCAGGCUUCGUCAAAGGCUAAAGACGCUGCUCGGGACAGCACUCGGCACCUCGACGGAGCACGUCGCGCGGCAAGAGAGAGAGUUAUGAACGAUGCCGACAUUGUCUGUGCAACGCUCUCGGGUGCUGGUCAUGAAACUCUUUCAGCUUAUACAUUUGGCACUGUUAUCAUUGAUGAAGCUGCCCAGGCCAUCGAAAUGAGUUGUCUGAUCCCUCUCAAGUACGGGUGCACGCGGUGUGUCAUGGUUGGUGACCCCAAUCAGCUGCCACCCACGACUUUCAGUACCAAUGCCGAAAAGAUGAACUACAACGAAAGCUUGUUCGUACGUCUCUCCAAGCGCAAUGCAGAAAGCGUACAGCUUCUCAGCAUCCAAUACCGGAUGAAUCCAUUCAUCUCCGAGCUACCUUCCAAGGUUUUCUACAAUGGUCAGCUCAGAGAUGGUCCGGAUAUGGCGAAGAAAACCGCCGCCAUCUGGCAUGAGCGUAACGUAUUUGGCCCCUAUCGUUUUUUCAACAUUCAAGGUACCGAAAAGAAGGUUGGAACCUCCACCAAGAACACGGAGGAGGCUAUGGCAGCUGUGGAGCUCUAUGGGCGACUCAAUGCCGAUUUUGGAACAAGGAUCAAUCUGGCGAUGCGCGUCGGUGUCAUUUCAAUGUACAAAGAGCAGUUGAGAGAGUUGAAGAAGCAAUUCAUCGAAGCUUUCGGACCUGCGAUUGUGGAGCUUGUUGAGUUCAAUACAGUCGACGGCUUUCAAGGUCAAGAAAAGGACAUCAUCAUUCUUUCUUGUGUUCGAUCAGGACCCGACCUCCACCAUAUCGGUUUCCUUCGAGAUGUCCGACGAAUGAAUGUUGCCCUUACCAGAGCAAAGAGCUCAUUGUUCGUUUUCGGCAAUGGACCGACCCUCGAAAGGAGCGAUGAUCGCUGGAAGAUCAUCGUACAGGACGCGAGGGAAAGGGGAUUCUUUAUCGAUUACACUCCGACAAUUUUCAGCGAAACCAUUCAUCCGCCGCCGCCCAAGCACAAGAAGAGGUCAAGUGUCCCCAAGACAAUAUCAUCGCCUUCAAAACGAGCCGAGGCAAGCUCUCCCGCUCUGUUACCGCCUAAAGCCCUUGCGGCCGAGAUUUCUGGCAGUCCGCAAGCCCGAAAGCGAGUAGCAGAGAAUGAUUCCGGCCCAGACAAGAAAAAGCGGCGCAAAUCAUCGGAUGCUGGUUCCCCGACCAGUACUACACGGCCUUGGGUCAAGCCCGAACCUACUCCUAUGAGGGAGUUGCCGAAGCCAUCGACAUCCAGUAGCUCAGACAAACCUCACAAACUUCAUAAGGUCGUUGGUACGACAGGCACUUCCAGCCUGGACCGACCUCAGCAGUUGACUAAACCCCGCCCCCCGCCCCCAACUGCCCCAGAAGAUGUACUGUUCAUCAAAAAGAAGAAGAAGCGACCAAACAAGUAGACAAUUGACUUUGAAAUUCAUCUGUCACCAUACGCUGUACUCAUAUCUUACACAAUCGCCCUUGCAUACCAUCCAUGUACUAGACCAUGAGCAUCUGUCAACUCCAUCUACAUCACACUAACAUCAGUUUUACUCCCCAUCCAUACAAUAUGCAUUGUCAUGAUAUCUACGUACAUACGACUGACUGC
Cryptococcus amylolentus CBS 6039 is the source of this 6523-nucleotide messenger RNA. RefSeq lists its product as hypothetical. Gene Ontology annotation, molecular function: transcription termination site sequence-specific DNA binding; helicase activity. The record is from RefSeq and is a predicted model, not a curated record. Gene Ontology annotation, cellular component: nuclear body. The transcript is spliced from 13 exons. Gene Ontology annotation, biological process: termination of RNA polymerase II transcription. NCBI's taxonomy places the organism in Eukaryota, Fungi, Basidiomycota, Tremellomycetes, Tremellales, Cryptococcaceae. Bases 54 to 6335 code for a protein of 2093 amino acids.